CUGAAAUUAGAUUCGUUUUUGGAACAUGCCUCGGUUAACAAACUUUUCGUUAGCUAAACACAAACGUGCAUUUGGCUACAGGCCAGACCCCCAUCGUUACAAAAUAUGGAAUGCACCGUUUAUUUUAGACAACAAGAUUAAAGCAAAAGAGGACAGAUUAUCAUCAGGGCGACCAUGUACAGAUGCACUGAAGGAUAUGCUGGACUGCUAUAAAAUGCAUGAUUUCAAAUACAAAGGGCUAUGUGAUGGACAAAUUCAAGCUUUUGAUAAAUGCAUGGCAGACUUCAAGAAAAGUCAGGCUGAGAGUGGUGAUGCUUUUAAAUCCCGACCAAAACCAAGGGCCAUUAACAAGCUAUUGCAGAAAUAUCCACAACCGCCAGUCACUAUUAAGCUAAAAUAUUGACCAAUAGAGUUUUGCUGGUGAUUGAUUUUUGCCGCCUAUGAUGUUUUUGUGACUUGACCAUUAAAUGGUAGUAGGUGAUGUGUGUACACACUCUGCGGUGGAUUAAAAUCUUCGUACAACGAUGUCAUUCUGGCUCUCUUUGACCAUAGGAUUUCACAGAGUUCACGAAAUGAAAUUCACAGAGAAAAUUAUCAAUGCUUAUUCAUGCCAAGUGGUGGUAGAAACUAAGACCUACAUAGAACAUACUCUAUAGGGUUACUGUCUUGUACAUGCCUCUGUCUGACUUGGUAAAUAAGAAGUGUUUUGAUAACAUAGUCACAUUUCUACUGUAUACUGUUUUGAAUGAAAUCAUGAACUGGAAAUGAAAUAAAGUCAGAUAUCUAUAUAUAUAUA
This is a messenger RNA of Ylistrum balloti, 796 nucleotides long. RefSeq lists its product as uncharacterized. Bases 26 to 403 code for a protein of 125 amino acids. Lineage: Eukaryota; Metazoa; Mollusca; Bivalvia; Pectinida; Pectinidae. The transcript is spliced from 4 exons. The record is from RefSeq and is a predicted model, not a curated record.